AUGUCUGAGCAACCACCUCCCUCCUUUGGAGGCGCUCCCAACUACAACCAGCAAUGGCCGCCCGCUUAUCCCGCGAUGAUGCCCCAGAAUUUCUCGAUCCCCCAGGAGUAUUCGGCGGUCAAUAACCAGCAGAAUCAUGGCGCGCCAUUUGAUCAUAACAUGAGCAGUGUGGACGCGAAUUCACGCAUGCCAGCUUCCAGUGAUGGUCUGAAUCCAGCAGCGUUCUUCCCACCUCAGUUUCCAUUCUUCAAUCAGUUCGAUUCCUCGCAAUUCCCGCCUAAUUUUUCCCCCAUGCAUCUCGCCUCAAUGGGAUUUCCCCCGAUGCCCAUCCCACCUCCGUCCUCCGCCGCACCUUUGCCGCAACAAACCACUCAACAACAAUUUAAGUCAACAUUCGUCAAACCGCCACAGUCUAAAAGGAUACCAAUUCGAGCACCGCCCAGUCGUGAGGAGGGAGAAGUCAGUGAGCCAGUGAACGAAAAGCCACUGAAGUCGAGUCGCAAACCUUCACGGCAAUACUCAGACUUGGAAGAAGGAGAGACCAUGUCCUCCAGUGGGCGCUCUUCUAGGAGGAGCAGUGGAUCACCCUACAACCCCCCUCUCUCUGUCUCAGCAGACCCUAGUAUCAUUCAACGCGCGGUGGACACACAGACCAAACCAACGAAAUCGGCAGCGCAGCUACGCAUUCAAGCCCAGGGCGCUUUACUCAGCUUGGCUCCUCAUCAAAUUAGGUACAAGGAACUGGCUGCAGAGGGUAUCAACCCUGUUGUUUUGAAACGCCUCUACGAAGAAGUGGGUAUCAAAGUUACCCUUGAUUCCGACUCCACAGUUUCGACUCGUGAGGGUCCAUCUAGUAUCACUCAACCCGACAAGUCGUCGCCCUCCAUCAAAGAACCUCAGAGCUCAUCGAAGGCAAACAUCCCUGCUUCUCAGACUGCCGUAUCUGCGGCUCCUGGAUCGAAGUCCUCCAAACCUAUGGAGCGAAAAGAGCUCAUCGCUCAGAUGCUAGCUGAGAAAGCCGCCAAGGUAGCUUCCAAGGAACCUUCGCCUAUCGAUAGAACCACUUCUGCGCCCGUUGUCUCAGAAGCCCGUCCUCCGAAAGAGAAAAGCAAAGCUCAGACAGAGUUAGCCAGGCAGCGAAUCGAGGAACUCAAACAGAAAGCAUUGCUCAAGACCAAACAAAAGCUGCAGGAAACUCUAUCGCCCAGCUCUCAAGAAGCUCCGGCGCCGGCUAUUCAUCAUCCGCUACCUGUCCGACCCCCUGUUCCAGAAUCCCACGCCCCUGCUGGGCUUCCUGGGCUUCUCAUGUCUUCAGGGCCUUCGCAGCAGGCCGAGGAAGCUGUUCCUGAUUCCACACCGAUCUCUCGGACAAUUCAUCGCAAACGUCCUCUAGCGUCUGAUUUUGACGAGCCAUUCACAAAUUCAAAGAAACAUUUCAACCCAACCGUCGAUCGCUUCAAGCCUGCUGACAAACUUAUCAUUGCAAUCAGUGAUGAUGAGUCUCUCUACGGCGACGACGAGGAUGAUCAAAUGGAAUUGGAUUCUGGUUCAGAACGGGAAGCGACUCCCCUAGUCAGUUCGGCCAACACCAACCCCCUAGCCUCGGGGCAUUUAUCAAGCACACGAGCUUCGACCUCCACUCCGCAGGCAACUCCCAGCUUGAAUGAUCAAGGUCACAUCCAAUCGAAAGAUCUGCAGAUUCAGGAAAUGCGACGUAGGAUCGCAGAGCUGGAACUUCGUCGAAAGUCCAAAUUAGCUGCCAGCCAGACCCAAUCACCUCACACUCCUGACGACUCCAGCGCUUCGACAAGUGCCCCAUCAAGCUCAGCCGACGUCGGAGUUUCCGAUGCCGGUGUAUCCAUGGCUUCCCAUGACGGCCCUACAUCAAAGCCACAAACCCCCGCACUAGAGCCUUCGUCGGCUCAAACUAAUGAAAGCCCGUCUUUGGACACUGCCCCUGCCUCGGCUUCGUCUGAGUCUGGUUCCGAAGGCUCGGUCAUGGAGGAGUCUGAUGACAGCAGCAGCGAGAGCUCGGAUUCUAGUGAAGACGAGGAUGAUGCUUCCAGCUCUCCCGUGCCCGCCUCUCCUGUUCAUGUCGAUGUUCCUGCGGUAGCUGAGCCCAUGGACAUCGAAUCUUCACCACAAUCACAGCCCAAGGUUGCAAAUGUGAACGGCGAUCGCACAGACGAUAUGUCACAACGUGAAUCUUCCGUUGAGUCUGAAGCGUAUGAGCCGCCGGAGCCUGAAUCUGACGCACAGUCCGAAGGCUCCAGCUACAGCCCUCCUCCCUUCAGCCCAGCUCCCGAUCCCGUAGACAGCAUCGCAGCUUCGAUGCCUUCACUUGAUGCAGCUCAACCUACUGCAGAACUAACGACCGCCCCUCAGGUCUCCGAUGCACCAUCUCAGGUGGAUCUCCAGGCUGAGAAUCUUGGCGUCGAGAAUUCCUCUGCAGACCCCGUACCCAAGCAAUCGGCACACAAGUUCACGCCCUACACUAGUCCACUUCGAUCUUUCAAAGCCUAUCGCUAUCACCCCAAUUUCUCUGAAGAUAUUGCGAGUGGCUACCGCUCAUUAACUUACAGUCAUAACAUCGACUCGAUGAAAUCUUUAUGUCCAUAUGAAGUUUCCGGGGGCGUUUGCAACGAUCGAUCUUGCGAGUUUCAGCAUCUUCGGGAUCUCUCUUUAAGCGACGACAAGAUCCUCAUCCAAAUGGGUUCUGCCCGAGAGGGACAAACCGAAGAAGAAAAAGAAACAUAUCUCGCUGGUUUGAAGGAGAUCAUCAAUGAUCUCCGGCGUGAUAAGGUGAAAGAUUUCAACACUGUGGCCUCAGAGAUAGCCGCAUACCGUAGGCGCUUCCUCCAAGACCCGUCGCGCGUCUUAUCCCUGUAA
Penicillium brevicompactum is the source of this 2889-nucleotide messenger RNA. RefSeq lists its product as uncharacterized. The record is from RefSeq and is a predicted model, not a curated record. NCBI's taxonomy places the organism in Eukaryota, Fungi, Ascomycota, Eurotiomycetes, Eurotiales, Aspergillaceae. The transcript is spliced from 4 exons. Gene Ontology annotation, cellular component: nucleus; exosome (RNase complex). Bases 1 to 2889 code for a protein of 962 amino acids.